Malassezia vespertilionis is the source of this 1779-nucleotide messenger RNA. It is a transcript of the gene ubp10, whose product is annotated as Ubiquitin carboxyl-terminal hydrolase 10. Bases 1 to 1779 code for a protein of 592 amino acids. The transcript has 3 exons. Lineage: Eukaryota; Fungi; Basidiomycota; Malasseziomycetes; Malasseziales; Malasseziaceae. Gene Ontology annotation, biological process: protein deubiquitination; spliceosomal complex assembly; mRNA processing. The record is from RefSeq and is a predicted model, not a curated record. Gene Ontology annotation, molecular function: zinc ion binding; cysteine-type deubiquitinase activity.
AUGCCGCAAGGCGCACGGACGAAUAUGGAGGAAGACGCACGCGCGACGAAGCGUGUACGCACGGAAAGCGGUGCAUCCGAUGAAAAAGUGCGCGCCUCUAUUGCAGACGGUGCAGACGAUGCACCUGAAGCGCUUGAUGCUGAAUUUUGGGCGCAAGUCGCACAGGCGGCCGAUACCGAAACACAACCUGCGCGGCGCGACUUGUACCUGGAGACGAUCAACCGCCAUUUACUUGAUUUUGAUUUUGAAAAAGUGUGUUCCGUGUCCAUGUCGAAUGUGAAUGUCUACGCGUGCCUCCAGUGUGGAAAGUAUUUCCAGGGGCGCGGCAAACAGUCCCACGCCUACUUUCACGCAAUCGACGAGGAGCACCAUGUAUUUAUGAACUUGGCUACUGCACAGGUGUAUGUACUGCCCGAAAACUAUCUCGUUGAGGAUCCAUCUCUUUGCGAUAUCCAGUACCAGCUAAGCCUGACGUUUAGCGAACGCCAAAUUGCCCAGCUGGAUGCACCAGACAUGCCGCCAACGCUAGAUUUGAACGCAAAUCCGUACCUUCCUGGAUUUGUUGGCCUGAAUAAUAUCGACCAGAACAAUGCGAUGAAUGCGGUGAUCCAGGCAUUGGCACACGUUCCUCCGCUGCGCAACUACUUUUUGCGCGGUGCAACACCGCGCGGACUUCGCGGUGGGAUUGAGGCGAAAAGCGCACGCAUGCCGACUGUGUCGGAAGCGGAAGGACGGCUUCUGCACAGCACCGAGCUUGUGCAGCGGUUUGCCACGCUGUUGCGGCGUAUUUGGAAUCCGCACGGGUUUAAAGGCCAAGUAUCGCCCCACGAGUUUCUCCAGCAAGUCGCAGUCGCGAGUCAUGGAAAAUUCAAGCUUACAGAGGCUGCUGAUCCUGUUGAUUUCCUUGGGUGGCUGCUUAACCUGUUGCAUUUUGAUCUGGUCGGCGGCCCCCGAGCCGCUCAGAAACGCGCGUCGAUCAUCACCGCGUGUUUUCAAGGCGAGCUUCGGAUUGAGUCGCAAAAGGUGAUUGUUCGCACGGGCCUUGAAGAGGACCAAGUCGAUAAGCUUGAUCACGAUGGGCGCCGCAGCGGAGGCCAGGAAGACGAACACGGAAAUGCCAAAUUCAAUAUCGACCAAGAAAUCAAAAUCGACCGCUCCCCGUUUUUUUUGCUUACGCUCGAUCUGCCUCCUCCGCCUGUUUUCCAGGACGAAGUGGCACAAAACAUUGUCCCUCAGAUUCCCAUUUCGCACGUGCUGGCCAAAUACGACGGCAUCUCUAUACAGGAAGCGAACGGGAUGAUCCGGCGGUACAAACUGACGCGUUUGCCGCCCUACCUGAUCCUACACUUCCGCCGCUUUACAAAGAACCGAUUUGUCGAGGAGCGCAACCAAACCGUGAUCAAUUUUCCCACAAUAGGCUUGGAUUUGGCCGAUUAUACCGAUCUUCCGCCUCAAGAGGGCCCAACGCUUGGCUCUGUGUACAAUAUCCUCGCCAAUGUCACGCACGAAGCUGCGCCCGGCACUGUGCGCGACAACAGUGUGUGGAGCUGCCAAGUCCAUACGCGCCUCGACGGUACUCCGCUGCAUGAUACUCCAGACGCGCGACACGAAGAACAGUGGUUCCAAAUGCAGGACCUGAUUGUAGAGAAGGUGAACAAGCAACUCCUUUUCCUUCGGGAGACUUGUAUCCAGAUCUGGGAGCAGACCGGUGCAAUGCAGCGUGUCGAGCGUAGCGCAGAGAGCUUGGUCCCACGCGACCAAACUAGUAAAAAAACCUAG